Hippocampus comes (tiger tail seahorse) is the source of this 1763-nucleotide messenger RNA. RefSeq names its product hyaluronan and proteoglycan link protein 2 (gene hapln2). Bases 490 to 1512 code for a protein of 340 amino acids. The record is from RefSeq and is a predicted model, not a curated record. Gene Ontology annotation, molecular function: hyaluronic acid binding. Lineage: Eukaryota; Metazoa; Chordata; Actinopteri; Syngnathiformes; Syngnathidae. The transcript is spliced from 7 exons. Gene Ontology annotation, biological process: glial cell differentiation; central nervous system development; skeletal system development. Gene Ontology annotation, cellular component: perineuronal net; synapse.
UACAGACAUGAAAUUAAACAUUCAAACGGGGGAGUUUGAUUAUGUUCUGGGGCUAUCAAGGCAUUAUGGUGUUAAAAGUGCUGCUGGCGUCAGAAAGCUUCCUGUAGUCUGAUGGUUCUUCAACAAUAUUCUGGUUUGAGUGGCACAACAACACAACAGAAAAGCCGCGAACCCGCCCUGGUCGUCAUUAACAUCUGGAGCAUGACAAUGAUGCUGGCUUGACCACAUGACCAGCACGAGGAGAAAGCGCGAGACAGGGCGAGACAGUGGACCGACAUACAUGAGGAGUGCUGAACACUCACAAUUUGAAUUGUCAACAGGGAAUCCACUUUUGACUCAAAGUAUUUGGGAUCAAUUUGUCAAAGAGAAAGCUCGAAACUCGGGCCAACACGGACGAAACAUCAACAAAUAGAACGGCUUAAGCGAGAGUCCUCUUCAGAAAUCUUCACCAUGUGACUUAAAGGAACCCCACGUGGCUUUUCCAUCAUCAUGAGUGCCUCCCUGGUUCUUCUUGUGAGCUGCCUGGCCUGCUCCGUGACUCUGCUCUCGGCCCAUAACAUCCCAUCCCCCUCGACAUCCCCCUCCAAGCUGAAGUACCUCCUUGAGCCGCCCGUUUACGCCGAGGUUGUCGGCCGUCGGGGCGAGAACGUUACGUUACCAUGCAUCCUGAAGAAUAAGCCCGACCACUACAAGGUCAAGUGGACCAAGCUGGAACCGGGACACGUGGGCCCGGAGAACAUCGUUAUGAUUUCCAACGCUCAUGCCUUCAGGCGGCACGGCCGGCUCGGCCCACGGGCAUCCCUGCGGCGGGCCCAUAACAUGGACGCCUCCCUGCAGCUCGGCGGACUGCAACUGCGAGACGGCGGCAGAUACCGAUGCGAGCUCAUCAACGACAUUGAUGAUGAGAGUGUGGUGGUCACGCUCAGGAUUGAAGGUGUGGUUUUUCCGUAUCAGAGUCAUAAAGGCCGUUACAGGAUGACGUUCCAUGAGGCCCAAGUGGCGUGUGAGGAACAGGACGGCACUCUUGCCUCUUAUGAGCAACUCUACCGAGCCUGGACGGAGGGUCUGGACUGGUGCAAAGCGGGUUGGCUCCAGGAUGGAAGCGUCCGCUACCCCAUCAUCAGCCCUCGCCCGGCCUGUGGGGCCCAAAGGCAUCCAGGUAUUCGCAGCUACGCCCCCAAAGACAAAAACAGAGACCGCUUCGACGCAUUCUGUUUCACCUCCUUGACUGCAGGUUCCGUCUUCUACAUCCCGGGCGCAUUCUCUCUGGAGCAGGCCGGGCGGGCGUGUGGCCGUCGGGCAGCCCAGCUGGCGUUGGUGGGCCAACUGUACGCCGCCUGGCACUUCCGAGGCUAUGACCGAUGUGAUGGCGGCUGGCUGCGUGACGGCAGCGUGCGCUUCCCCAUUGGCACUCCAAGGGCGCGCUGCGGAGGCAUCCCCGAAUCCGGAGUGCGCUCUUUUGGGUUCCCCGAUAAUACAUCACAUCUUUACGGAGCUUAUUGCUAUAGGUAGUCAGAAAGCUUCUCGUAGCAGGGGCCCGCUCCAUUCCUUAAUCCGGCCGAUUGAGCAUUUACACCUUUUCAGAGGCCUAAUAAUGAUUCUGAUCAUUUGAAGGAGUCCUGUAAGAUUUGUUGCAUUCAUUUAAGCUGUACAGUGUCGCGCUAAAACUGUUUCCUCAAAAUGUAUCAAUCUGAUUUUUGUUUUUAUUCAGAUGUCUCAUUCAUUAAAGGGGAAGUAAAGUCAAAAAAAUUCUUUACAAUAAU